UUUGUUUAAACAAAACCAGCACGUUUUGAGAGUUAGGGUUUCCACCGACCAGCUUCAUCACCGAAUCUUCAUGCGAUAAAUCGCUGAUGCGGACGGGUUCCCGUUUCGCCAAUUCUCGACGGCUUGCUCUGGCAUUUGAAGCAUUCUCGCUGCGUACCAACGAAGUUUGGCACAUCCGCGUCGCUUCUUGGCCGGCCGUUGUGCAAAUCUUGUGAAUUAUUAUUUUUCUGGCAGCUUUGGUGCUGAAUUUCACAAUUUGUACGGUUGUGCAGGGAAUAAUUGUAUUUAUGAGUAACUAUUUUAUUGUAUCCCUUUGUGUGAGAAGGCCAUCCUUGUGCUCCGAAUCAAAAUCUUCCUAUUCUUGUAUUCAAAAUGUCUUAGAAGAUUGAUCGUGCCUUUUAUUGGAAACAAAAGAUUUUGAGGAUCUUUUACCUAUAUAGCACGAGCAUAUGGCUUCUCCUGAAAAGCAAGAUGACAAAAAGAAAAUCAGUACAAGGGCCAAGAAACACUCAAAAACUCAGAAGCAGGAUUCAAAGCCAGGCAGUUCUAGAAUUAAACUCUCAAAAUCUGGCAUUUCAAGCUCUCAGAAAGUUGGGCCUAAAAAGCAGACUGCCCAAAAUAAGCUCAUUCCUCAGUAUGAAAAAGCAAAUAUGGUAAAUGGCGCAGCAAAAGUUUCUAAUAAAUCUGUAUCCAAAAGAAAGAAAUCUCUUCCUAAACUGAAAGGAAGCUACAGCUUAAGAUCAUUAGAUCGAGGUAGAGUUCUUCGAUCAAAGUUGAGUACAGCAAAAUGUAAAACUACUAUGAAUCCAGGAAGCAAUUCAGAAAAUUUGGUGACAAGAAAAAAGAAAGUUGGGAAGAAAAAGAUAAAAAAAUCUGGUCAGGACGAGCUAUCUCGAGUAAAGAAACACAUUAGAUAUAUGUUGAAUCGAAUGAAUUAUGAGCAGAGUUUGAUUGAUGCUUACUCUGGUGAAGGCUGGAAGGGACAAAGUGCAGAAAAACUCAGACCUGAAAAGGAGCUUGAGCGUGCUAAAUCUGAAAUUUUACGGUGUAAAUUGAAGAUACGGGAGAUAUUUAAGCACCUUGAGUCUUUGCUUGCUGAAGGAAGGCUUCAGGAAUCAUUAUUUGAUCCUGAUGGAAUUGACAGUGAAGAUAUAUUCUGCGGUAAGUGUGGUUCCAAGGAAGUGUCAGCUGACAAUGAUAUCAUUCUCUGUGAUGGUGUAUGUGAACGUGGUUUUCAUCAGAAGUGUUUGAAUCCUCCUCUGUUGAGUGAAGAUAUUCCUACUGGAGAUGAAGGAUGGUUGUGCCCUCAAUGUGAUUGCAAAGUAGAGUGCAUUGAUUUGCUUAGUGAGUUUCGAGGAACUGAUCUAUCAAUUGAGGACUCAUGGGAAAGAAUUUUUCCUGAGGCAGCAGUUUUGGCAAAUGGAAAUGGCCAGUAUGAUGACCUCAAUCUUCCAUCGGAUGACUCUGAGGAUGAUGAUUAUAAACCUGAAGCUCAAGUAGUUGAAGUAGAUGACCAAGAGGAAGAAUCGGGUGAAUCAGAUUCAAGUUCCUCAUCUUAUGAUUCUACAUCAUCAGAUGAUAAUAGGAACCAAGCUACUGUUGAAUUACCUUCGGAUGAUUCUGAAGAUGAUGACUACGAUCCUGAUGCUGUAGAUCCAGACAAAGAAAUUCAAAAGAGCAAAUCCAGCUCAGACGAAUCUGAUUUUACUUCUGAUUCCGACGAAUUUUGUGCUGAACUCAAGAAAAUCUCAUAUGCUGAAGAAGCUUCUUCAUGUUCUCAACCAAAUUUGGAAUUUUUUGUUGAUUCUGGUAGAGAUGAAAUGAAGGAUAAAGAUAAGAUAUAUGACUAUUAUGAGGUACCUUCUGCUAUGCUAGAUAUAGACAAACAAGAAAGUGGGUUAAGUUUGUCAAAUAAAAGGGGCCGUGAAAGGUUAGAUUACAAGAAGCUAUAUGAUGAAGCAUAUGGUAAAUCAUCCUCUGAUUCUAGUGACGAUGAAGAUUGGACUGAAAUGAGUUCACCAAAGAAGCUGAAGAAAACUGAUGAUCAAGGAAUUGAGGUUGCCAAUGAUGUUUUUGUAAAGGUAACUCCAAAAUUGCCUAAAAAAAUCGCAAGUUCUUCUGCAGUUGAGAAAGAUCAUGGUCCUCAAGAACCCGGUUCUAGUGGCUGUAGUUCUGCUACUGUUCUUAGAAAUUCUGAAGUUGCUUCUAAGAAAUUAUCGGAGUACUUAAAAAAAAACCAGUACCCAACAAAGAAAGAGAAGGAAAGUCUUGCUCAAGAACUCAGCAUGACAUACAAGCAGGUUACCAAGUGGUUUGACAAUGCACGGCAUAGUUCCCGUGUUUCUUCCAAGCAAUUGAGCAAGAUUUGUACGGCGACUUCCAAGGAAGUUUCUGUUCACUGUGAUACUCCGGCAAGCCAUUCUGAGCCUGACAAAGGAGCCGCAGCAAAAUCACCUUUAUCAUCCAAGCUGUUUAAAGCCACUUACAAAAAGAAACUUGAUGAAGCCUUCCAAGAAAGCCAAUAUCCGAGCAGGGAAAAGAAGGAAGAGCUGGCUCAAGAACUCGGCAUGACAUUCCGAAAGGUGAGCAGAUGGUUUGAAACUGCACGUCGUCGUUCUCGUAGUAAGGAAUCCAGCAAUCCCUGCAGAAUUCCUGGUAGCCAUAAAUUUGACAUAGAUGAGGAAGAAAAAACAACUGGAGCUUCCACUCCAGAUACACCUGCAAAUGCGAAGCCUGACAACAGAGUAUCCCCUCUAGACAAAGUUAGUACCCCUACAAGCAGCACAAGUCCUUGGAGGCAUGACCAUGAAAUAGAUCUUGAUUCGCCAAUUGCAAAUGGAGCGGCUUCGAAUGCGAAGGAAAAGAAAGCAGCAGUAGACGAUCGGCAAAAGGCCAUAGCUAAAGAGCUGAGGAGGAUGAGGAGAGGUAGAUAGCAUAUUUUCAAUGGAGAAGCUUCUUUGCUUCUCUCCUGAAAGUGAAGUGAGUGGAAAUGCUGUGGGACUGGUUUUUUGGCCUGUAUUAUGGGCCUGUUCUGAUGUAUUUUGCUUGAAUAUGACUUGGAUUCAAGACGGGCAGCCUUGGAGCCCUUCUUGUAGAAUGAUGAAGAUAAUUAACAUAUCUUAGUGGAACUUUGCAAUUAGGAUAUCCUCAAGGCUUCUGCUAUUGGAAGUCCUUUGAA
This is a messenger RNA of Dendrobium catenatum, 3178 nucleotides long. RefSeq names its product homeobox protein HOX1A. Bases 450 to 2933 code for a protein of 827 amino acids. The record is from RefSeq and is a predicted model, not a curated record. NCBI's taxonomy places the organism in Eukaryota, Viridiplantae, Streptophyta, Magnoliopsida, Asparagales, Orchidaceae. Gene Ontology annotation, cellular component: nucleus. Gene Ontology annotation, biological process: chromatin organization; regulation of DNA-templated transcription. Gene Ontology annotation, molecular function: chromatin binding; DNA-binding transcription factor activity, RNA polymerase II-specific; DNA binding. The transcript is spliced from 12 exons.